Mizuhopecten yessoensis (Yesso scallop) is the source of this 1216-nucleotide messenger RNA. RefSeq lists its product as uncharacterized. The coding region runs from base 26 to 1114 and encodes 362 amino acids. Lineage: Eukaryota; Metazoa; Mollusca; Bivalvia; Pectinida; Pectinidae. The transcript is spliced from 3 exons. Gene Ontology annotation, molecular function: protein binding. The record is from RefSeq and is a predicted model, not a curated record.
UAAGUAGUAGUCAGUUUUCGUGACAAUGUUGCGGUGGUCAGUUCACGCGCUUGUGGUCCUGUAUACCGUUAUAUGGCCAAUGACGGUAUAUGGAACAGACCUGGACUCGUUGCUAAAAACGUAUGUGUACGGCGACAGACACCCCCUUGAUAGCCCCAUAUGGACCCUUAUUCAGAAGAUUGACAGACAAGAAAACAGGCUGCUAACUUUAGAGACAGUGGUGAUGAGACAUAUGACGGAGCUAGAAGAAAAAGACAGAAAAAUAGACCGUCUUGUACAAGAACUAACAGAAAUCAAAACCAGAAUGGGGCCUGUCGAAACAUCUUUGGACAAUACUUUACCAACAGAGGUAGAGUUUAACGAAAAAUAUAAACACAAACAUGUCAUCAAUGAGACUGAACAAGAUCAGGAUACGCAUGCAAAGAUCGGACCAGACUACACUGGACAUGACCAGCAUGUCCUUGCCCCGGCCACAGAAGACAAAACUCUGCCUUACCUAACCAGACCGGACCACACCAGAAUACAACAGCAGACAAGAAAGCAAUACAGAUCCUCACCGACCCAAGGAAGCCGCGAUAUCGACAAUCCGCUGGGCUUUGGAUACGUUGGUUUGAAAGUGAAACCGAAUACAGCAGUGUAUGAUAGACCAACUCCCAUGCAACAUGCCAAAGCUGCAUUACAGCGUAACGGUCGAGCGGGGUUAAGCAGUGUACCAACAGGAGGUAUUGCCUUCAGCCUUUCUUUAGAUAAAGACACUCAGGCCAUUAGGGAUCACACUAUCGAGUUUGAUAACUCCGACAUUGACAUUGGAAGUGGCUACGAACAUGCGGAUGGUAGAUACCGAGUUCCUGCUAGUGGAGUAUACGUAUUUACUUGGUCCAUUGUAAGUGCUGAAAACUCUGGAGGUAAUAUGAUAACAGAAUUACGUAUUGAUGGGCAGGUUAAGGGAUCUACAAAUGCGGACAGCGAUUUGCGGAACUGGGAAUCUGCAACAGGUCUCGUAGUAACAAGAGUAGAAAAAGACAACCAUGUUUACAUUCGUUCAAAGAGUACAGGAAUUAUAAAAAGUAAUGAGCUCGCAAGGUCUACAUUUUCUGGAUGGCGGUUAUUUUAGAUAUCAAAACAGAUGUAAUGACAUAGAAAGGUACUGUACCAUGAUGUCUAUAGCUAGUGUGAAUAAAAGUCUUUCUGUACAAUAUUUAUAUAGCAGUCCGUU